AAAUAGCCAAUAGAAACCAUGAAAACAUCGUGACGCGGGCCAUAUUAGCCAAUUACAAAGAGAAAGGGGCGGGGUUAUAAUCGAGUCUGCCAAUGGUUGAAAGAGUUUCUCGUAUCCAAGCAACCAGAAACACAGCGCAUGCGCACAGUGGACCGCGGCAGUUGGGCUGUGGGCUACAGAUACUAACUCUAUCGUACGUUGUUAAGGCUCCUUCAGGUAAUGCUGGGAAGUACGAUUAUAAACCGUCGACAACAUGUUGGGCUGCAGAAGCUCUCAGCGCUGGCAGGAGUUACACAUUCCUCUUUGGGCCCAAAUAAAAAGUACAAGUUCAUCCAGGAUGACACGAGCGGGGAGUCAACGCUUGUGUGCUCGUGUUUUCGCAUCUUCGAGAACCUGGAGCUGACCUGCGCGGUGGGUCAGCUGGUUUAUGAGACUAUUGAAGCCCACCAGAAGGUCCAUCACACGGGGUCUGGAUGCCUGCUGUUUCUCGCAGGAGCGUGGAGCCGUGUCGCUCUGGAGUGCCUUCAGAGAGGCAUUUCAGUAGCACAAAUCAUUUCCGCUCUGUCUGAAGGGAUGGAUAUAUGCUUGGAUGUUUGCAGGAAAAGCAGCGUCUCAACUGAGGGUCUUGGUGUGGAGCAGUCAGAAAGCUGCACUGCAACAUCUCAGAGUUUAGGACUUGACCUGUCAAAGAAACACACUGCAGAGGCUUCACAGGCAUCCGGCUACCUGCAAGGACACCAAAAGGUUGGUCACAGGACCACAAACACCAGUGGACAGAGGAAAAUAAAGCUCAGCAGACAUUUCUGGGAGGCCUCGUCAGAAAAUGUCUCCACAAUGCCGCCACCCCGGGAGCCUAAGCUUCUUGACAUUGCACACAUUGCUGAGGGAUUGAGUCACGGGUACAUCAAUGCAAUGAAUUUAGCAGUCGAAGCCAGCCGAAUACAGUCAAAAAAUAACCAGCAAGACCGCAACUGUCCCACGUUUGACAUCACUAAAGUGGUGACUUGUGUGCUACCUGGUUUACCAGAGGAGCACUCGUGUGUUCUGCCAGGCUGCAUUGUUCUCUUAUCUGAGGAACAGGCUUCAGUUGCACAUCACUUAAAAGAACAGCACCUGAAGGUUGCUCUAAUUAACGGAGAUUUAUCAGCUACCUAUCGCCAUCUUGGCUAUAAUCGGCCAGCAGGUGUACAGUGUGUGAGUGACCAGUCGCAUUUGUCAAGUUCAGAUAAAGAGGAGGAGUGGGUGGAAAAGGUUGUGACACUUCUGCUGAACCUGGAAGUGAACCUGAUACUAGUCAGUGGGCUUGUUCGUGAAAAAGUGAUUCAAUGCUUUUGUAGACAUCAUAUACUCGUGGUGGAAAAAGUGAAGGCUUCCAUUUUGAAUGCAUUCGGUAAUACGACGGGAGCUGUUCCGGUGACCUAUGCCUCACAGUUGAGUCAGCACUGUCUUGGCUCUGGGGUUAAAGUUGUGAUAUGGAGGGACCUCAGCAGUCAUGGGAGGAAGCCUUCAACAGCUGUAAAUAUUUCCACUGGUGUGAACAGCGAAUUGGUCACAGUGAUCCUCUCAAGCUGUGUACGCGGCAAGCUGCAGGCGCUGGAGGACCAGUUUUGGGCAUGUGCUUAUCGUUUACACCACGUGCUGAAAGACCGGGUCCUCCUGCCUGGUGCUGGAGUGACAGAAAUGCUUUGUGUUCAUCACCUUCGAAAGCAAGCCGAGCACCACGUCAAACACCAAAGAGAGAGGAAUGGAGACUCUGUCCAGCAAACCAAAGCAGCUAACCCUUACAGGGGCGUAGUGUUGCAGCUCAUGGCAGAUGCCUUAAUAGAUUACGUAUCCACUGUAAUGGUUAACUCUGGACGGUUUUCAAAAGUCCGAGCCUGGACUGCAGUGAGCCGACAACUGCAGGACUGUAACGAGGGUCUAUCUGCAAAGUUCUCCCAACUUUUCUUGGGAGGUGAACAAGAUAGUGUAGUUUCCUCAGCAGCAGUAAAAAUCUAUGAUAAUCUGAGUGUGAAGCAGGAAGCGUGGAGGAAAGCCAUAGAUCUGGUUUUCCUGGUCUUGCAGGCUGAUGCAGAGGUCAUCACAGGCAUUGACCAAAAAGCUGAUGGUGCACAGGGAACUCUGAUGCUGUUAUGACCUUCAUGCUGCAUCUUAGGGAAUUAACUGUCUAUUUACAACUUUUGGAAUAUUUUUGUUUUUUAUUUAGACUGUGAAAAUGUGUUUAAAAUGUGUUUUUUUUUUAAUGAUUGGUACAAAGUGAAAGAAGAAUAAAGUGUUUUUAUAUCUCUUA
This is a messenger RNA of Dicentrarchus labrax (European seabass), 2290 nucleotides long. It is a transcript of the gene bbs12, whose product is annotated as Bardet-Biedl syndrome 12. Gene Ontology annotation, biological process: photoreceptor cell maintenance; chaperone-mediated protein complex assembly. NCBI's taxonomy places the organism in Eukaryota, Metazoa, Chordata, Actinopteri, Moronidae. The record is from RefSeq and is a predicted model, not a curated record. Gene Ontology annotation, molecular function: ATP binding.